Messenger RNA from Symbiodinium natans, 333 nucleotides. The record is from the annotation of a GenBank genome assembly. Lineage: Eukaryota; Dinophyceae; Suessiales; Symbiodiniaceae.
AUGGUGCAGUUCGUGGAUGACGCUGGCACUGCCCCCGGCAGUGCUGCGUCAACGCAACUUCCUCAAAACAACCAACCACAGCCACAGACCAACCCGCAAGAGCACAGUCUUCACUGCAUCAUGGAUCGCAUGCAGAUGCUACACGACCAGCAACUGCAAACAUUCAUGCACCUCCACCACCAAUCUACACAGCUGAUCGGGCACGUCAUAAAUCAGCAACAGCAGCUGAUUCAGCAAAGCGUUUGCGUGCUGCAAAACCAAGAAGCCAACAUCCAGCAGCUCCGCCACAUGAUCCGCCAACUCCUUUGGAUGAUGACAGGAACCUGGAGCUGA